AUGCAACCAAGCCUUAUUCCCUCUCUUCUGGAAACAGCCGCCGCCAGGAAUGGCGACGGCCGGGUGAUACUAUACUCCCAAGGCAACCGGGAGGACCCGAGGUCCAUUACCUACAGGGACUUGCUGGAAACCGCAUCCAAAGCCUCUGUUGCCGUGCACAACCAUCAGAACUAUACUCCAGGAGCUGCAGUCCUGCUUCACUUCAACAAUCAUCUGGAUAAUAUAGUCUGGUUCUGGGCCGUGCUCCUCGCCGGUUGCAUCCCUGCUAUCACCCCUGCAUUUUCGAACAAUCCAGUGCAGCGUGUGGCUAAUUUGGAGCAUCUUUCGUCUACCCUUAUCACCGACUGGUGCUUGACGAGCCAGGCACUGUUGGUGGAGUUUGCUGGCCAGGAUGCCAUUGAACCCGUCUCGGUCGAGACCCUUGGGUGGGAGAAAGCCUCUCCGGAUUCAAACACCGCAAGUGUCAAGGCCAAACCAACAGACACUGCUCUUCUCCUGUUUACCUCCGGCAGUACAGGGAAGUCAAAAGCUGUCUGCUUGAGUCACUUCCAGAUCGUGUCUGCAAUCGCCGGCAAGCUUUCAGUUGUGCCCCUCCCGGAACAAUCGUCCUUCCUCAACUGGGUCGGCCUUGACCACGUCGCAGCCAUCAUUGAGAUCCAUCUCCAGGCAUUAUACGCGGAUCUGGACCAAGUGCAUGUUCCGGGAUCGGACGUCAUCUCUGAUCCUAUUUGGUUCUUGGAUUUGAUGGCCACCCAUCGCGUAUCGCGCACGUUUGCGCCAAAUUUCUUCCUCGCCAGGAUUCGGGAUGCUCUGGUCCAGAAUGCGCGCUCUGCCUCACCACGUCAGUGGGACCUGAGCGGUCUUCGCUAUGUCGCAUCGGGCGGUGAAGCGAAUACAACGAAGACCUGCGAUGAACUAUCGCAGCUGCUUAAGAGUUUUGGUGCCCCUCUGAAUGUUAUUGUACCUGGUUUUGGCAUGACCGAAACUUGCGCCGGUGCCAUUUUCAAUACCAAUUGCCCUGAUUAUGAUAAAAAACAUGGGCUCGAAUAUACCUCUGUCGGGUCUUGCAUGCCCGGUAUCUUCAUGCGUGUUACCAAUCAGCAGGGAGACCCUUUGCCGCCGGGCGAGAUGGGCAGUUUGGAGCUCGCAGGACCGGUGGUGUUCAGACAGUACCUCAAUAACCCAGCUGCUACACAAGAGUCAUUCACCAUGGACGGAUGGUUUAAGACUGGCGACUGUGGAACCUUGGACGAGAAUGGGUAUCUCGUUCUGGGUGGCCGAGCCAAGGAGACAAUCAUAAUUAAUGGCGUGAAAUACAGCCCGCAUGAGAUAGAGACCGCAGUGGAGGAGCACAACAUCAAAGGCCUUAGCCGAAGCUUUACUUGUUGUUUCUCUUCCCUGUCUCCUGGCGCAGAGACCGAGGAAAUCGUCCUCGUCUACCUACCCACCUAUGCGCCCGAGGAUAUCCCUGCCCGCGCAGCAACGGCAGACGCCAUCUCCAAGGUCGUUUUGAUGUCCACCGGCUCCAGACCGCAUAUAAUUCCACUUGAGCAGGCCCUACUACCGAAGUCGACCCUGGCAACACGGGCAAGCCCCAAAAAUGAUUUCGAAAAGGGGCUACUAGAAAUAUUCCUCCGCUCAUUCAAGAUAUCGGAAGAUGAAUUCGACGUCCAGACUCCUAUCUUCGACGUUGGCAUUGACUCCAUCGAGCUUAUCAAUCUCAAGCGAGACAUUGAACAGCAUCUGGGUUUUGCGGAUGCAACUAUUCCAAUCAUUAUCCUUCUGGAAAACACCACGACCGACCUGUGUAUGCUUUACGUGCCCGCGGCUUCGAUGAAAGGGGAGAAACCAUUCGAUUCAAUCGAAGAUGCUGUUACCUCUUACUACAACGGCGUCAAAUCCAAACAGCCGCACGGACCAUACGCUCUCGCCGGCUAUUGCUAUGGGUCGAUGUUGGCGUUUGAAGUGGCCAAAAAGCUGGAGGAAAACGGAGACGAAGUCCGAUUUGUCGGGUCUUUCAAUCUACCUCCACACAUUAAGAUGCGCAUGCGCGAGCUGGAUUGGAAAGAAUGCCUGCUGCAUCUAGCGUACUUCCUAGAUCUGAUAACGCAGAAGCGGUCACGCGAAUUGGCCGUCGAACUCGAUGGUUUGGAUCAAGACACAAUCCUCCAGGCCAUCAUUGACGAAGCGGACAAAGAGCGCUACGCCCAGUUGUCACUCAGCCGACCGUUUUUAUCCCGUUGGGCGGACGUUGCCUAUGAGCUCCACCGCAUUGCGGGCGAUUAUGACCCUGACGGACGCGUUGCGUCCAUGGAUGUGUUCUUUUCGAUUCCAUUGGCAAUUGCCGCGGCGUCCAAGAGUGAAUGGCGAAACGUACAUCUGAGCCAGUGGGACGAUUUUACUCGGUCUCAUGUGCGCUUCCAUGAUGUUCCAGGUGAGCAUUAUAGUAUGAUUGGGCCAGAGCACGUCUUUGCUUUUCAGAAGAUACUACGCUCGGCUCUUGCUGAGAGGGGCAUGUAA
This is a messenger RNA of Aspergillus terreus NIH2624, 2520 nucleotides long. Its product is annotated as non-ribosomal peptide synthetase. Gene Ontology annotation, molecular function: CoA-ligase activity. The record is from RefSeq and is a predicted model, not a curated record. Lineage: Eukaryota; Fungi; Ascomycota; Eurotiomycetes; Eurotiales; Aspergillaceae. The transcript has 3 exons. Gene Ontology annotation, biological process: biosynthetic process; secondary metabolic process. Bases 1 to 2520 code for a protein of 839 amino acids.